Hydatigera taeniaeformis is the source of this 1062-nucleotide messenger RNA. Lineage: Eukaryota; Metazoa; Platyhelminthes; Cestoda; Cyclophyllidea; Taeniidae. The record is from the annotation of a GenBank genome assembly.
AUGAGGAUACUAUUUAUAGCUUCAAAGUUUCUCAGUGGUUGCAUCCUCUUACCUCCAUCCCUCUGCGUCUCACACCUCAAGGUCACACUGACCAGUGAAUGUCGAGGCGAGGUGGAGCUAUGGCUUACCUCGCCGAUGGGGACAAAGAGCAAGCUGCUGAGCAAACGACCUUUCGAUUUGGACGUUGCCGGAUUCCACGCCUGGCCCUUUAUGUCUGUCCACUUCUGGGGUGAAAAAGCAAAUGGCACGUGGACUCUCACCGUCCACUCGGGUAACGCUGUUGACUUGGGUCUUGUGCCUUCUGCCAUGGGUCCAAAAUAUGAGUACUCUAGCGCUCCGGUCAUUUCUGGUAUGCUAGUCUCUCUAAUCGGGUGGAGUCUCACUUUCUACGGCGUAAGCACAAAGCCGCCCCACCAUCCAUCCCGUCAACAGUCUACGCUACCUUCUCGUGGUCCUCGGGAGCGCCAAAUCCAUCCUCUUGCCUCCAUGCUGGGUGAACACGAACCAGUAGUACCACCGCCACUGCCUAUCCCCUUCGGUUCUAAGACCUCCAUCAGUUUCUCACCGGAGGCCUACGCGGUGGAACUGGGAGAUAAGCCUCCACCCCCUCCUCCUCCGCCAUUUCCCCUUCCUUUCGGCUCCGAUUUUCUCGAUAUCUGGAGUGAUCAUGCUGUGGAUGCGGUUUCAGAAGGAGAGGGGACGGUAAUCGGUGGGAGUGGUGGAUAUCAAAGCAAUGGAAAGUGGUACAACAACCUCCACAAUGUGUAUCAGGCGCCACCGUCUAAGCCAAAAACCGCAAAUAGUCUUGACCCAUCACAGAUUUUCCACAGCGCCUAUUUAGGAGGCUAUGGACUUGAGCGGUUAAACUCACCACGCAAAUCGAAUGCUGGUGGUGGUGGUGGUGGUGGUGUUAGUGCUGGGUGGCAGCGCAUUGAACCUAACCGACAGUCAGCGGUAAAGUCGGUGAAGUCGUCGGCGGGCUGGUGGUUGAGGGAGGAGGGCGACGGAUCGACCGUUGUCACCUUGGCUCUGAAGUCCGUUUCCAAAGGUCAUCUGGCAUAA